This is a messenger RNA of Prorocentrum cordatum, 2245 nucleotides long. Lineage: Eukaryota; Dinophyceae; Prorocentrales; Prorocentraceae. The record is from the annotation of a GenBank genome assembly.
AUUUCUGUAGCCAUUUUGGCUCAAGCCGCGCGGGGGGGCGCCCUUUCCCGCAUUCUUGAGUGGCCACGGUCUUCCGCUGAUGUCGGGCGAUGUCAGCGAUGUGGAUGCGCAUCCCGCGGCCUGGGGCGCGCUGGCUGGCGCCGUCGAGCUAGCAGCGCGCGGGGCGGCUGCGGGCGCGGCGGGCUCAACGUGGCAUGUAGCGGCGGCUGCGGUGGCGGCCGCCGUCCGCACGGCCGUGGAAUCGCUGGCGCCGCUGGCGAUGGCCGUCGAGGCCCCUUUCGGCGAACAUCGAGGAGCUCGCCCUCCGCCUCGCGGCGAUGGCUCCAGCUCUGUUGCAGGCCAUCCGCGGCCAGCAGGCAGGAGGAGCCGUCCGUGGGCGCGGAACCUUGGCGCGCACGCCUUGCUGGGCGAUGGGGCCGCUGCGCUGGCGUCGGCGCUGGAGCGGCCUACCUGCGCCCAGCGGAGCGGGCGCGCUGUGCGUGCUAGGCGUGCGGCGGCGGCAGGGCCAUGGCAGCCUAGCCUCCGCCGCUGCGCUGCAGGCCCAUCCUCGGCGGCCACCGUGCUCGAGGAGGUCGACAGCGAGAUGGACAAGUCUGGCGGCGGCUCAUCCGGAGGGAGCGGCGUGGGCCCAGGGCCUUGGGCUCCCAGCCUCUGGUGCUGCCGCGAGUCGGGCGAGGAGUGGGCCGCCCCCGCGGCAGGCGGCGGCGAUGCUGCUGCGGACGCCCCUGGCGCCGCGCCCCAUGGUGAGGCGCGGCGCCAGGCGCCGCGGGCGUCGCCCCAAGUCCCUGGACGUGGUGAAGACCGUGCGGUUCUCUCAGAAAGACGUGACCGACUCCGACGACGAUGGCGCUCCUGGCCCUGGCGAGCUGGAGGGUAGCGUCGGCCCCGCGGCCCCUGGGCCGCCUCCGCCCCCGGAGGCUGCUGGCGCGCCUGCCCAGGGCCUGGGCGGCGGUGGGGUGCCUGGCGAGCGUGCGGAUCGCAGCGCCAGCGAUGCCCCCGCCUCCGCAGGCUCCUUGCGGUCGCCGCCUGGGGGCGCGCAGCAGGUCAACGCGCCCAACGGUUCGGCGUGCAGCACGAUCUGUUCGGACAGCGCUCGCCUCGACACCCAUAUUGUGCAAUACUUGGCUCGGAAUGAUGCGGCCCUCUUGAGCGGGGGCACGCAGGCUCCUCCUGCGCCCACCGCGCCCAGAGGACCCAUGAGGCUUCGGGUGCUGCGGCGCCAGGUGGCGCCUAGCGCGGAGGCAUCCAUCGUCGACCGCGAGGUUGUGGACGGCGACUUCGAUUCCGAGGUGGAUGAUGACGGCUCGCACCGUGAGCUCGUGGAGCGCGUCUUCCCUCUCUUGGCAGAAGCGGUGGCAGCUGGCGACGAGGACACGCUGCUGCCCCUCCUCCUCCGCGAAGCUGGCAUUGGCUUCUCGUCCAGGCCUCCUGAUGUGCGUCGCCACGCGGCCGGCGUGCUGGCCUCCAUGGAGAGCUUCCUCGCCGAGGGGGCUGCAGGUGAUGGCCCUCCGUGCGCCGCCGCGCGCGCUUGCGACAACAGUUCCUACGUCUCCUCCGUGGAGGGUGUCUUCAGGGACUUCAGACCUGACCAUGGCCAGUUCCUCAGAGAUGAGUUUUCUGAUGGCAGUGAGCGCGCGGCCGAGUGCGACCUCGAGCGCGCCGAACGGCUGGCCCAGGGCUCGCCGAGCUUCGCCGAGCAGCAGGCGCUUCGCCGCUCCGAGGCCCUGGCCCAGCUUGAUGAUUGAUGGGCUCCCGCGCGCGUCCUCUUGUGGACCCCUUGCGGGCCUUCUGGCCGCCGGCGCGUUGUCGCGCAGAUUCCCGCGCCCCGCCCGGGCCUUGCCGCGCGCGGCCGCGCGAGCUUGUUUGGGGGGUCGCCCGUCGCAAGGCCUUGCACUUUAAUGUUUUCCUGUUUGACUUGGGGUGCUGCUGAAUCGUUGCGCUUCGCGCCGAUCGUGCUCCCUGACCCCUGGGGCUCCGUGGCCCUCCUGGGUGUGGCGCGGGGCCCGAAGUGGCCCGCGCCCGCUUUGCUUGCCUCCUGGGGCUCGCGCGCGCUGCGCCGCGCACGCCCUGCACGGGGGCGACCCUGGUAGGCCUUGUGGGACAGGCCCAGAGGAGGCCUCGGGCUUCGGCGCCUCAGCGGCGCCCCCAUCCAGCCUUUAUAGGCCCCGCAGAACCAGAGCCAGGCAGCGCCACAACAGCGCAAAAAAUGCAACGCAGGAAAAUGAUGGAAUUCAAAAAACACUGC